Molecule: messenger RNA, 1948 nt
Organism: Trichoderma asperellum CBS 433.97
Lineage: Eukaryota; Fungi; Ascomycota; Sordariomycetes; Hypocreales; Hypocreaceae
Biological process (GO): proteolysis
Molecular function (GO): manganese ion binding; metalloaminopeptidase activity
Source: RefSeq, a predicted model, not a curated record
CUCUGUCUUUUAGCGCACAAAAAGUCCCCCGAGAUACAGCAAUGCGGCCAUCUUGUUGAUGGAGUAGUUGCAAACCCGCUCGGAGAAAAUCAAAACCUCCCGGGCCUUGAACCACACGUUGAGCGGCCUCUGCAGACAGCAACAUCCACUCUGUCCCGCUAGAAUACCUGAGAGAUACAGGACUCCAGAGAGCCAAGAGCCCAUGCUGCGACCUCUCCGUCGGCGAACUCUGCUGCCGUUGCAAGGACCCAGAAAGCCCCGCGUCGGCGUGUGCCUCCCCCACCAUAAUCAUCAUCGCCAGCUCCAAAUCCGACUCCAGCCUCGGACGGCUUUUGCUCCUCUACAUUCUUUUCCCUCCUCCUCCUUCUCUGCCGUAUCUUUCCAUCACUGCUUCUCCUCCUCGUCGCGCAGAAGCUCAGCAAAGAUGGUUGCCGAAGACUUCGAAGCUGUGCUCAAGGGCAAAUACCCUGGCAAGUCGCACGCCCGCCGCGUUGUCGACCUCAUCCGCAAGAAAGACCCCAACGCCAACGGCGUUCUCUAUCUCGAGGGCCGCCACACGAAGCUCCUCGAGGACAACGACUCUCCCGAACCCUUCCGACAGCGCCGCUUCUUCUACUACCUUACCGGCUGCAAUCUCGCCGACUGCUUCUUUACCUACGACAUCCAAUCCUCCAAGUCCACUCUCUUCAUCCCCCCGAUCGACCCUCAUGAUGUCAUCUGGUCCGGCCUGCCCACGACCAUCGACGACGCCCUCAAGCUAUACGACGUGGACGAGGUGAAGCUCACCACCGAGGUCAAUGCCACACUUGCCCACCUCGCGGGCACAAACUCCAACUCGACAAUCUACGCCAUCAAGGACCAGGUGUCAGACCACAUCACCUUCAUCGGCUUUGAGAACAAGGAUUUCGAGCUCCUCAAGCCCGCCAUCGAGGUCUCCCGUGUCGUCAAGGAUGAGUUCGAGGUGGCCAUGAUCCGCAAGGCCAACAGCGUCUCCAGCCUGGCGCACAAGGCUGUCGUCGAGAAGGCGAAGAAGGCGUCCAACGAGAGGGAACUCGAGGCCGUGUUUCUGGAGCGAUGCGUGGCCAACGGCGCCAAGAACAUGGCGUACCAUCCCAUUGUGGCCGGCGGCACUGCUGCGGCGACUCUGCACUACGUUCCCAACGACGCUCCGCUGGCAGGAAAGCAGCUCCUGCUGAUUGAUGCUGGUGCUGAGUGGGAUAACUAUGCCGCUGAUAUCACCAGAACCUUCCCCCUCAACGGCAAGUUCACCAAGGAGGCCCGCGAGAUCUACGACAUUGUCUACAAGAUGCAGCAGGAGUGUAUUGCGGUUAUCAAGGCUGGCAUGCACUGGGAAGACGCCCACAUCUUGGCCCACAAGAUCGCCAUUGACGGCCUGCUAGCUCUGGGCAUCCUCAAGGGCGACAAGGACGAGAUCUUCAACGCCAGAAUCAGCCAGGCUUUCUUCCCCCACGGCCUGGGCCACUACCUUGGCAUGGACACCCACGACACUGGCGGCAACCACAACCGCCAGGACCCCGAUGUCAUCUUCCAGAACCUGCGUCUGCGAGGCCAGGUUCCCGCCGGCGGAGUUGUUACCGUUGAGCCCGGUGUCUACUUUUGCAAAUUCAUCAUCGACCCCUACUUGGAGAACCCCGAGCAGAGCAAGUAUAUCGACUCUUCCGUGCUCGCCAAGUACUGGGAUGUAGGCGGUGUUCGUAUCGAGGACAACAUCCUCGUCACGGAGACCGGCUAUGAGAACCUCACCACUGCCAUCAAAGAGCCCGGCCAGUUGGAGGCCCUCAUGGCAUCUAGCUAGAUGCAGCAAAGCCAAAUAGUUAAAACAAAAGACUGUAAAAUAGCUUAAAAAAAGAACAAACGAAAUGAUAGAAGAAUGAUAUCAAUCUCGCUCCUUGCACACGCUAAUAAACACGAGAUUGCUCCAAGUGCC